Microsporum canis CBS 113480 is the source of this 363-nucleotide messenger RNA. RefSeq lists its product as uncharacterized. The transcript has 3 exons. The record is from RefSeq and is a predicted model, not a curated record. NCBI's taxonomy places the organism in Eukaryota, Fungi, Ascomycota, Eurotiomycetes, Onygenales, Arthrodermataceae. The coding region runs from base 1 to 363 and encodes 120 amino acids.
AUGAAAGAAGCCGUCCGGUCAUAUUAUAAAAACAGAAGCAGAAGAGAGACAGAGACAGAGAUCGCAUCGGCCAAAGCCCACUCUCGAUCCCUUAAUCCCCUGACAUACGAGGUUUUGGUCGCCGUGGCGGGCGGGAACAAGAAGCGAUACAAGGGACGAGGGGGUUGCAAAAGCAAUAAAAAAACCCGGAAGAAUGCGCUUGGGACGGUCUUUACAGAAACACAGCAUGCAGCAGAGACAUGCCGUCCGCGCGAGAAGACUCUGGAUACGAUAGAGGUGAAAGGGAGUCGAAAGAAAGAAAAAAGAAGAGAAGAGAGAGAAGCGCAAGGGCGGAUGGAAGAAUGCAAGAUGAAUGGCGGCUAG